Molecule: messenger RNA, 510 nt
Organism: Rotaria sp. Silwood1
Lineage: Eukaryota; Metazoa; Rotifera; Eurotatoria; Philodinida; Philodinidae
Source: the annotation of a GenBank genome assembly
AUGCUCUUCCUUAAUGGUCGAACUCGUCAUACGGGAAUAUCGCCGAUGAACGUGCGUAAUGGAUCCUAUACACAUAAAUUAUCUCAUUUAUCUGUUAUUGGUGGUUCUCUUUCAAUAGUAACUGGACUUAUUCUUAUUGUCGUUGGUGUUAUAUAUGAAGUACAAAGUACUAAAUUUAUUGGUAUUGGUUUAAUUAGUUUUGGAGUUUUGUGUUUGCUUAUGAAAAUUAUUCAUUUCUAUGGAAAAUUGGAUAUAUGUUAUAAUAAUUGGAUUUAUCGAACUCGUGUUGUACCAAUUAAUCAUGAAACUUCGCAACCAAAACCAAUAGGUGCAUUGUCGGUUCCCCCUCGUCCUAAAUCACCUGAAACAACACCAAAACAAUCAUAUGUAGUGCCACCUGAACCUUCAACACGUAGAACAGUAAUAUCUGGUAUAGAAAUUCAUAAUGUUCUAACUGAACAAUCAAUAAAAAACGAUGUAGUAACAAAUAAUUCUAAUACUAUUACUUAA